This is a messenger RNA of Stereum hirsutum FP-91666 SS1, 339 nucleotides long. RefSeq lists its product as uncharacterized. NCBI's taxonomy places the organism in Eukaryota, Fungi, Basidiomycota, Agaricomycetes, Russulales, Stereaceae. The record is from RefSeq and is a predicted model, not a curated record. The coding region runs from base 1 to 339 and encodes 112 amino acids. The transcript has a single exon.
AUGGCAGAUGGAGACCUCGCCCUGACUCACUUACAAAAGCCACCACGAUCACCUCCGCCUCUCCUUCUCGAUCUCUGCUGCUCAUCGCGGGAAGCUACAACUUUCACCCUUGGUGUCACAUACGUUCAAAUUCCCCGUCAACGUUCCGCCUCGAUCUUCCACAUUCCGAACCAUGGCGCAAGAACCCUCACGCUCCCCACCAUGACCAUGAUCUCCUGCACGCUCGUCCCGAUCUUUCCCCACAACCACUGGAACAUCUUCAUCAACAUCGUCCUCCAACGCGAAAUGUUUCAUCUUCACCAGCGGCAACUCCUCUCUCCUCCAUCCAGAACUCCCUAA